CUAGCCGCGGAGCUAACGUGCUAGCCUCUGUUGUCAAAGAGAGACUGACAGCAACACCCGACCGACGGACCGGCCCGAACCAUCUCACGAGAAGGUACACAGGCGGAAAGUUUCCGACAAGUAAAUUACAAGCUCUUCUUCAUAUCCGAACGUGAUCCGGCAGCCUGGAGAUAGCAGAGCUGGGGCUCUGCAGAAAGGGACUUCUUUCAUACUCGCCCGCCUUAAGAUAUCGAGUCAUUAAACUCUCAGCAUAUUAAAGCCAUAAGGAUUUUGGCAUUGGGAAAAGUUCGUCAGGCACUCCAUCAACUGGAGAUAUCAACAGACUGAGUUUGUGGACUCCUAUGGGCAAAAUGGACAGACUAUAAAUAAAAUAUCAACUUCAGAGGUGCACGUUGAUUUCGUAAUGACAAGCUGCUGUGCAGAAGAUGUCCACGCUGUCUGUGACUGAUAUCCCAGAUGUUGGUCAUGAUGAAGGUAAGGUGUUUGAUGGGGCGUCUGAGCUGCAGCUGGACUACAUGGUUGAGGAGAGCAGCGGAGGCCCCACACUGAAGCCCGAUGGGCUGCUAUCCCUGACCAGCCUCUCCCCGCCCAAUGACUUCCCUGUCCCUGCUCAUAAUGGCCCUUCACUGACUGACAUUAGCAGUCCUCUGCCAGUGGAGCCAAAUGACAUUAAGAUGGAUCCAGAUGCAGGGGACACACCUUCCAUCAUAGGUGAGAAAAAAGACGGCCGGCCAGCGAAGAGGAAGAAGGGGCCUGCUCCAAAGAUGCUAGGAAAUGAGGUGUGCAGUGUUUGCGGCGACAAGGCCUCUGGUUUCCACUACAAUGUGCUGAGCUGUGAGGGCUGCAAGGGCUUUUUUCGCCGAAGCAUCAUUAAAAGUGCCCAGUACAGCUGCAAGAACAACGGUCGCUGUGAAAUGGACAUGUACAUGCGCCGCAAGUGCCAGCAGUGUCGUCUGCGAAAGUGUCGGGAGGCAGGCAUGCUGGAGCAGUGCGUGCUUUCUGAGGAGCAAAUACGACUUAAAAAGAUGAAGAAACAGCACGAUGAGGAAACAGCUCGCACAUCCACAGUGGUCACACCCACCCCUCCACCGGAAACAGCCACUCUUGAUCCACAGCAGCACGAGAUGAUUGAGAAGCUGGUGUCCAUGCAGAAGCAAUGCAACAAGAGGUCUUUCCUUGACCGACCAAAAGUGACGCCUUGGCCACAGAGUCAGGAUUUGCAGAAUCGAGAAGUGCGUCAGCAGCGGUUCGCCCACUUCACUGAGCUCGCCAUCAUGUCAGUUCAAGAGAUUGUGGACUUUGCUAAGCAGCUUCCUGGCUUCCUUGAGCUCACAAGAGAAGACCAGAUCGCUCUGUUGAAGACCUCUACCAUUGAGAUUAUGCUGCUUGAAACAUCUCGACGUUACAACCCUGCCAUUGAAAGCAUCACAUUUCUGAAGGAUUUUAGCUAUAAUAAGGAGGAUUUUGCCAAAGCAGGGCUUCAGUUUGAGUUCAUAAACCCCAUCUUUGAGUUUUCCAAAGGAAUGAAUGACCUGCACCUUGAUGAGGCUGAAUAUGCUCUGCUCAUCGCUAUCAACAUCUUCUCUGCAGAUCGGCCAAACGUUCAGGACCAUGAUCUGGUUGAGAGGCUGCAACAACCAUAUGUGGAUGCACUGCGCUCUUACAUCAUGAUAAAGAGACCAAAUGAUCAUCUGAUGUUCCCCCGUAUGCUGAUGAAACUGGUGAGCCUUCGCACGUUAAGUAGUGUUCACUCGGAGCAGGUUUUUGCCCUACGCCUGCAGGAUAAGAAACUUCCCCCGCUGCUGUCUGAAAUCUGGGAUGUCAAUGAGUGACUGCAGUCCCGAUGUUGAACUCUGUGGCUUUAUGAACCCUGAUACAGGACAUCACAUCAAGCAAGACCACAGACUCCUUUUCUGCCGUUUUGGUCAGAGAUUGAUUAUUGCAUUGAGAUUUUUUUUUUUCAAUUUUUUUUUCUUUCCCUCUCAAGAAGGAGGAGAGCAUUGUUGCCUCUUUGCUCACUAACGGACUGCUGAGUGGCUUUGUGUUCAUUAGGAGAACCAUGAAGGCCGCCUUUUUUUUCUUUUUUUGGUUUGUUUUUCCCUUUCAUGUAGAUGCUGACAUGACACGUUCCUGCAUUUGGCUUUUCAGACAGUUAUUUCUGGUUUAAUACUAGCUGAAAGUUGUGUCAGUCCGUAGAGCUGUUCUGUGCUCUUCUAAAAUUUAAAAUCAGGAAAGUGCGGAGCAGGUCUUUGCUGUGACUGUGACUGUCUCAAACAUCAGGAUUAUGGACCUACGUUAAGUCGAAAAGUGAUUUCUGCAGUUGUGCAAUAGAUGGAAUUGUAUCUAGGAUUGAGCAGACCUAUAUCUGCCAUUCGCUUAAUUAAUGUUUGGUUAAUUUAGAAGGCCAUGUAGUUGGUAUUGCACACUUGUAAUAUACCUUAAAAAAGUUGUAUUCCCCUUGGAGUUACAGAAAUCCAAAAAUUGGGUUACAGGGCUCCAGACUGCAGUUUAGGGUUUUGGCAUUUUUUUGCAACAAGGCACACCGGGAUUUAAAAAAAAAAAAAUUCAGUUAUUCUUUCAGUCGUCAUCAUAUUAAUUGUGAAACACAAAGAGGGAGUGACAAUCUGUUUGUGUUUGUAUCUUGUGUGAAUAAGAGAGUAGAGAAUCAACACAAGACUUUUGGCAUUUUAAGAGUCAUCUGUUUAAGCUCUCUAAAAAGCAGGCAAUCUCGGAUGGAAAAUACGAAGACCACCUCCUGUUCUGAAAUGUGCAAGCAGUAGGCAAACUGUGCACACACACUGUUCCUGGUGCGACACAAAUGUGAAACGUGUAAAGGACAGCAAGGCGUCACGUGUGUCUACACGGGAACAGAUUCACUAUCAUGCAGCAGCAUUUUAAAGUCAAAUUAUUAGUCUGCAGAAGAGGUUCGUCGGACAAGUUUAAUUGUUUUGAAAUUACUAUUAUGUGCUACUGAUUGGAAGUGGCACUUUUAACAUUCACCUAACUCACCAGAUUAAUUGUUAUUCUGUCUUAAGUGCAUUACUGAUAAAUCCUUUGGUAAUCAAGUCAGUUUAUCCUUCAGGAAUAUCAAACCAGUUUUAUUUUAAAGGAAGAAUUUAAUGUUGACCUUUAGAUGGCUGUUGUUGUUUUUUUAAGUAACUGUUUUUGCAAAGUAAUUCUUUGUGUCUGUUUUCCUUUAAAAUAAAUAAGAAUUUUGGUCAUUUCUGUAAAUUGUCUGUUUAUAACCAAAUAAUUAAUUUAUCAUUCAUGCAGUCAAGAUAGACUGUUUUCUAAAUUAUGUGCUGCUGCUUUUAACAUUUUCAGUUUGGAGCACCAGUGCCUCUAGUUAAAAGUUAAAUAAAUAAAAUAAGUUAGUCUGGAGUCCUGGUUAAGUUGCUCAGGUAAUGUGAAUAUAAACCUCUGACAAGUGGAGUCUUCUUUCAUUUAUGUUUUAAUAGUUGAGCUUUCUUCUGGGUGCAUACAAGAUUGUUUUGGUCACAAACAAACAAAAUUUUACAUAAAGCAUAUAUUUAUUUUCAUGUAAAAACCGUGUUAAGCACCCAGAAGAAUGCACAAUAACAUUAACGCACAAGACGGUAAACCUACACACAUCUGGGCGACUGCUAUCAUUUACAGGAAACUGUGAUUUAACUUUUUUUUCUAAGCUGUGCACUCACUGGUACCUUCACAUGGGUGCUACUAAUGUGUUGAGAAAUUAAAAGAUAUCAGAAUCUAACUUCAAAAAGAACUUUUCUCUGACGUUCCUUUCGAAAGAGACCCGUUCUUACAAAGUUGUACUUACAAAUGACCAAAGUAGACCCGAUUUAUCUCUUCAUUUGUUUUUAUUUGAUUGUGAAGUAGUUUUAAUAGUUCCAUCAAUGAGCAGUACUACUUUUUUCUUCAUUGUUGGUUCAUGAUUUUCUAGAAUUAAAAGUAUGCAGAAUAGAUUUAAUUUUAACUAGAUUGACUUUGUUUACUUUUGAUAAUUUGCUUUAUUACAAAUAUUGAGAGAAAAAAUAUUUAAAAAUAAUUCAAUCUAAAGAUGUGCAAUAGUCUUAAAUUAAACAGUUACUCAAAGUCAGCAGCUUUAACUGGUCCAGUUCUGGAAAGCCUCAUUAAAAAUGUACUAGUUUUAACAGGGAAGAAGAAAAUAAAAAUCUGAGUUUAAUUUCAUAACCGCAGAGAUUCCGAUGUUUAUGUCCAUGCUUCAUUUUCAGUCUUUUUGAGUUUUUCAGUUGUGUUGCGUCAAAGAUGAUUGAGUCUCAGUGUAAGUUAAUAAUUAUUACGUUUAUUUUUUCUGCCUUUCAUUUGAGUCAAGAAAUAAGUAUAACAUCAUUGCAAUCUUGUUUUGAUGUGACAGUAAUUUCAUUUACUAUCUGUGUAGCUUUUUCAAAGCCUAUAAGAGCUGCCACGGGCAAAUAUUUGUUUGAUCUGUUUAAACAUUGAUGCUUUCAAUUCUUUUCAAAACUCAUAUGAUGCAGCUUUGAAAAAUCAGAUGAUACAGACUUGAAGCUUUGUACAGUAGUGGUCUGCAGUUGUUUUGUGGGUUUAACUCAUUAAAAUGGUGUUCAACCUUGACAUGUGACAGUUAUAAUUGGACACAGGCUCUUUAGAUGAGCACACAAAUCCAAAUGCAUGCAACUCUUAGUUUUCAUUGAUUUAUUUUUUUUUAAUAAAUGCACCGUUUUGCAGCACGCAUUCUCCCUUUUUAAAGUUGGAAAACACUUAGAAUAGAAUUUGGCUGUCAUUCAUAUAUUUUCUUUCCCACCUGUGGCAUCUUAAAACAUCUGAUGGGGGGGGGAAAAAAUAGUAAAUUUGUAAAAAUCACAUCCUUUUUUUUGUUUUUGCUCUUCGGCUGAUCUAUGACACAGCUGCUUGUGUCACUCCGAUAACUUAAGUGAUCUAAUGAGACAAUAAUACACUGCUGCAGUCUGGUGCUUCAGCAUGUUGGAUUAAACUGUGUCAACACACUUUGUAUAAAAUUCUUUUUAAAAAGUGCUGAAUAUUGACAACUAGAUCUUGCCCCCUUUUCUUUUUUUCUCCCCCCUUACUAAAUCAACAGUGGGGGGGUAACUCCGGCUGCACAAUCAUCACGGUAAUGGUUGGUUCAUAGAUUUUCUUCAUUGACUGAUGUUUGGAAAGAUGCCUAACAAAAGAGUACAGUUCAGUAUUUUUUACACAACAGCACAGCCUUGGGUUAGUGUGGUUUUCUUUUCUCCUUAGCUGUCAUGUUGCAUUACUAAAUUGAAUUUUGCUUGGAAUAAAAUCGUAAAUCUAACAUCACGAAACUGAAUUAUGGACUCCAGAGGGCAAUCUGUACAUAGGUACGCAUUUUGAUUAAACAAAAACACAUGAAGUUAGAAAUGAUUUUCUGUCAUUUACCGAUCACGUUUGAAUCCUUUUCCCAUUACAAAAUAUGAUUCAUUAUAUUUUCAUCAUUGUCUCAAAACACCAAGACCCUUCAGUAAUGUGUUUUAUUUUUGUUGAAAGCAGCUGAUAAACAUGAGUGCAUUCAAGAAUUGUAAGUUCAUGUUUGUGUUUUUAAUUUCUUCAGUUAUGAAAUUCCUUCUUUUCUGAUCCUUUGCAAUGAAAAUGUGAGGUUUGUUUUUUAAAUGUUUGGUUUGAUAUUUGCAGGUUAUCUCUAACAAAACACUUACUAGGUUGUUUGAAAUGUUUUCUCCUCCGUGAGGGUGAAUCUUCUACCCUUUCGCAGUCAAAUGUCAUGUCCAUUAACAGGGGGAAUAUGAUCAAACUGAAGAUAUGAGUGUGCUGCUUUCUAAUCGACUUUAAAAAAAAAAAAAAUCUGUUUUUGGCUCUUGAAGUUGUUAUGUACAUGUUAAUGCUGUAGGUAUCAUGGUUAAUUGUACUGUAUAUACUUUAACUGUAAUCUCCGAUAUCUUUUUAAAUCAUGUCUUCAAAGGGUGAUGCUGUAAACUUGAUUAAUUAUAGAAAUUCAAACCUAUUUUAAUACUUGUAACUUCUGUUUUGUAUGUACAGUAUAAAUUAAAGCUCUGCUGUAGUGCUGA
This is a messenger RNA of Cololabis saira (Pacific saury), 6026 nucleotides long. RefSeq names its product nuclear receptor subfamily 1, group H, member 3 (gene nr1h3). The record is from RefSeq and is a predicted model, not a curated record. The transcript has 11 exons. Gene Ontology annotation, biological process: cell differentiation; negative regulation of transcription by RNA polymerase II; lipid metabolic process. NCBI's taxonomy places the organism in Eukaryota, Metazoa, Chordata, Actinopteri, Beloniformes, Belonidae. Bases 426 to 1832 code for a protein of 468 amino acids. Gene Ontology annotation, molecular function: RNA polymerase II cis-regulatory region sequence-specific DNA binding; nuclear receptor activity; zinc ion binding.